ACAGUUCUGUGUGGUCGCAGCACAUAAGCAAAUCCAUUCUUGUACCGUUUCUCGGAAAAGCUUUUCAGUAAAUGCACUCAUGCUACUACAGGAGCUUCUCGCUGCAAUAAGCUACCCGUCUGCCAUCAACAAGUUAAGACCAAGAGAACUAACAGCUGUGCAAAAGGAAGACCAAAGCUUCAAUUAAACAGCCGAACAGACGCAGGAGGAGAAAAAUAAAACUUAUAUUCAGUACUGAUUCAAGAAUUACAGAGCUGUAACAGAAUAUCAAGCCAAUGAAUUCAAAAGGAAUAUCCUAAGGGGGAAAAAAAGCCUGGUGGAUUCAAUUUUACCCUGAUAUCCUAGGAUACCGAAAAAGAGUAAAUUAUUCAAAGGCGACUGAAUGUUCGAGCCUUUUUCAGACGCACUGCUUUGAGUCUACGACUGAAUGCAACCUCCAAUGUGCUCAAAAGAAUGGGCUCACAUUUCAAGUGGCCAUUAGGGGCUCCUAUGCUGGCAGCGCUAUAUGCAAUGAGUGUGGUUUUAAAAAUGCUGCCUGCCUUGGGCAUGGCUUGUCCACCAAAAUGCCGCUGCGAGAAGCUGCUCUUUUACUGUGACUCUCAGGGGUUUCACUCAGUGCCAAACAACACUGACAAGGGCUCUCUAGGUUUGUCACUGAGGCACAAUCACAUUUCUGAACUUGAAAGGGAUCAAUUUGCAAGCUUCAGUCAACUUACUUGGCUCCACUUAGACCAUAAUCAAAUUUCAACAGUUAAAGAAGAUUCUUUUCAAGGACUCUAUAAACUUAAGGAAUUAAUACUAAGUUCCAACAAAAUAUCUUACUUGCCAAACACAACUUUUAGUCAACUGCUUAACCUGCAAAAUUUGGACCUGUCUUUUAAUCAGUUAUCAUCUCUGCAUCCAGAACUGUUCUAUGGCCUUCGGAAGCUGCAAACCUUACAUUUGCGUUCCAAUUCCCUGCGGACCAUUCCCGUUCGCCUUUUCUGGGACUGUCGUAGUCUGGAGUUUCUGGAUUUGAGCACAAAUCGUUUGCGAAGUUUGGCUCGCAAUGGAUUUGCAGGAUUAAUCAAAUUGAGAGAGCUUCACCUAGAGCACAACCAGCUGACAAAGAUUAAUUUUGCUCAUUUCCUACGGCUAAGCAGUCUGCACACGCUCUUCUUACAGUGGAACAAAAUUAGCAACUUGACAUGUGGGAUGGAGUGGACCUGGGGCACCAUAGAAAAGCUUGAUUUGACUGGAAAUGAAAUCAAAGCCAUCGAUUUCACAGUGUUUGAGACCAUGCCUAAUCUUAAAAUACUUCUAAUGGAUAACAACAAGCUACACAGCCUGGAUUCCAAGAUCUUAAGUUCUCUCAGAUCCUUAACUACAGUUGGCCUCUCUGGCAAUCUGUGGGAAUGCAGCCCCAAAAUAUGUGCACUGGCCACAUGGUUGAGUGGCUUCCAAGGUCGGUGGGAGCACUCAAUACUGUGCCACAGCCCAGACCACACCCAGGGAGAGGAUAUUCUAGAUGCAGUUUAUGGAUUUCAGCUUUGCUGGAAUUUAUCAACUACCGUCACUGCCAUGGCUCCAAGUUAUAAAGAUCCAACCACUGAAUACACAAAAAGAGUGAGCUCAUCAAGUUACCAUGUGGGAGACAAAGAAAUCCCAACUACUGCAGGCAUAGCAGCCACUACUGAUGAACACUUUCCCGAACCAGACAAUGCCAUCUUCACUCAGCGAGUGAUUACAGGAACAAUGGCUUUAUUGUUUUCUUUCUUUUUUAUUAUUUUUAUAGUGUUCAUCUCCAGGAAAUGCUGCCCUCCUACUUUAAGAAGAAUCAGGCAGUGCUCAAUGAUUCAGAACCACAGGCAACUCCGAUCCCAGACACGACUCCAUAUGUCAAAUAUGUCAGACCAAGGACCAUAUAAUGAAUAUGAACCCACCCAUGAAGGACCCUUCAUCAUCAUUAAUGGUUACGGACAGUGCAAGUGUCAGCAGCUGCCAUACAAAGAAUGUGAAGUAUAAUACCUACAAGUCAUCCAAAAUUACAUCAGAUAAGUAACCUAUUUUAAAUUGUAGGGGGCUAAAUAUGUAACUCUAAUUUUUACAAAUGGUGACAUUAAGCCUAAUUUUCCAAAACAAGUGGAGACAUAGUUUUUGAAGUGGUGAAGUAUUUUUUAUUUUUAUUUUUCAAAUGGAACCAUAUUUUAAGUGUUAAAAGAAGCAAUGAUUACAUUACUUUGCACUCCUAUUUGGAAAUCUAAAAAUGCUCACUUCAAAAUAAUGUAAGAUGUUUCAUGUUAUGUAAUUAUGCCAUCAUGUGUAAACAUUUAUACUAAAGUCUCCAAUGUGCUACUUUUUUCUACUGAAAAGGGUCUGGAAAGAAAGAAGUGAGCAUGAAAGAAUACAGAUCAUAAUCUGUUCCACUGUGGCUAUCUGAUCCCAUGUAUUACAGCUGGCUCACUAACUAUAAAGGAAGAUUUAAUGAAAGAUUUCAUAUGUGAUUGUAAUUUGAUAUCGACUCAGAUCUAUAAUCAACAGUCACAUCUAAGUGGAAUUUUGUGUCUAAUGAGAAAUGGCCCAUUUAAAAGCCUCUUUGCCCAAGUCUAGCCACAGCCGCUGCCUAGGUUAGUAGGUAUAUGUCAGAGCUCACGUUACAAUUUCAGAACACUUUAUAUCAUUUAAAUGGGCUUGGUUCAGAUGCUUAAACAAAGAAUUCAGCUGAUUAUGAAAUGGUCUCAUUACAGUUAAAUCAAUACUAAAUACUUACAUUGAACCAUUAAGGUCUCUGGUUUUACUUUUACAAAUCUUUUUGUGAAAUGUAGACAAUUACUUAAAAUGGAGUGGUAAAGUGGCAUUUCAAUACGAAUGUACUCAAUCUUACAUUUAAGUGUAAGUGAAAAACCAAGGUUAACUGGGGAGAGGGAGGUGUAACAGGAGGGAAUCCACAAAUGAGUCAAUGCCAUAAUCCCAUGACAUUCUUAAUCUAGCCAGAAGGCUAAUUCACAUAAUGCUGCCAUGACCACUUAUCCCAAGAGAGGGGUUUAAACUCUACACCCUUCCUUUUGUCUGUUUUUCAAUCUCCGAAGAACAUUUUAAAUAACUGGCUAGCAAGAUGUGUUAGAAUUCAAAUUGACUACCAAAAAUCACUUCUUAAAAAUAUUGAGUUUUAUGCUCAAGAACUAAAUCUUCCAAAAAAAAAAAAAGA
This is a messenger RNA of Trichosurus vulpecula (common brushtail), 3187 nucleotides long. RefSeq names its product leucine rich repeat transmembrane neuronal 2 (gene LRRTM2). Gene Ontology annotation, cellular component: extracellular matrix. The transcript is spliced from 2 exons. NCBI's taxonomy places the organism in Eukaryota, Metazoa, Chordata, Mammalia, Diprotodontia, Phalangeridae. The record is from RefSeq and is a predicted model, not a curated record. Gene Ontology annotation, molecular function: protein binding. Bases 454 to 2004 code for a protein of 516 amino acids.